CAAAUACCAGCUAUUGUUAUAUCUGCAAGUUUUCUCGUUAGCCACACAUCUGAUUUUGAGUAUAUAUUUUAAGACCAAGACUUUUGAGCAUCGUAACUUUGCGCUGAUCGGCUGUUUCAGAUUAUCACGAGCCCAACCAUACACGUGCUUAGCAUAGGUAUACCAGGCUUCAUCACUAAGCAGCCAGAUACAACUACAGCACAUUCUGCUUCAAAACCCUUCAUUAAAAGCUCACUCUAAUUCAAAUGGCCAAAUCAAAAUCAUCCAAAUCAUCCGCACCAGCUCAAGCCGCCCCUCCACCCCCACCAUCAUGGCCGGUCUUUAAACCACCCUUGCCUGUGGUCGAGCUGUAUCCAGAGCUUCAUCCCGCGACGUCCAACCUCAUUCUUCUCUCGUCCUUUUUCCCUCGCUCCCUCUGCCGCGAUUACGUCGCAUUUUUAAAAACGCUACCACUACAGACCACUCCUUCACGGCCCAAGAAGGGAGAAGCAGUCCGCGUCAAUGAUAGGUUCCAGAUCGACGAUCCGGCAUUCGCACUCCGAUUAUGGGAGACCACUGGACUAAAAGAAGUUAUCUUGGAGAAUGAAACCAUCAAGGACCUAUGGGGCGGCGAGCCCGUAGGCCUCAACCCAAACAUUCGCAUCUACCGCUACUCCAAGGGCCAGUACUUUGACUGCCAUUACGACGACUCCAACUACCUAGUUCUUGAUUCUGUCCCCGUCAAAACUACUUGGACGCUCCUCCUGUACCUCACUUCCUCUGCCGAGGGUUGUAUUGGUGGCGAGACGGUCUUUUAUCCCCACGAUCGCAAGUCUGCUGCUGAAGAAAUCGCAGUAUCGCUUGAGACGGGCAUGCUGCUAUUGCACAAGCACGGUGAUGAUUGUCUGCUACACGAGGGACGGGAAGUUCAAGAUGGAGAAAAAUGGGUUUUGAGAACCGAUUUAUGUGUGCGUCGGGGCUGAAAUGAUACGUCUGGGCACGGAAAAAUACUAAUUCACCAAAUUGAGCAUUGGGCACGGGAUUGCUAGCAUUGAUAUUGAUUAGCAUGCGUACGAAUAACAGACCGAUAAAGCAAUCCCGUCCGAUAUUGACGUCCUGAGAUGCAUCCACUACGAUGCCUGUCUUCUACCUACUCCGAAAUAAGCCUCAACAGGGCAGAAGAAGGACUGAAUAUCCCGAUAGCGAGAAUAGAGAAGAACAAAGUAACUACGUAUCAACGACCCUAAAAUUGGCCAAACCCCCCAAAGUCAGUCAAGGAGGCCGAUGCUGCCGCCGUAUUUUCUUCAAAUUGAGCCAGAGUAUACUCUUUAAUAUCGCUCAUAGCACCAUUCU
Molecule: messenger RNA, 1332 nt
Organism: Trichoderma harzianum CBS 226.95
Lineage: Eukaryota; Fungi; Ascomycota; Sordariomycetes; Hypocreales; Hypocreaceae
Exons: 4
Coding region: 246-962 (238 amino acids)
Biological process (GO): peptidyl-proline hydroxylation to 4-hydroxy-L-proline
Cellular component (GO): endoplasmic reticulum
Molecular function (GO): L-ascorbic acid binding; procollagen-proline 4-dioxygenase activity; iron ion binding
Source: RefSeq, a predicted model, not a curated record